This is a messenger RNA of Ylistrum balloti, 1705 nucleotides long. Its product is annotated as nuclear hormone receptor HR96-like. The record is from RefSeq and is a predicted model, not a curated record. Gene Ontology annotation, biological process: cell differentiation; positive regulation of transcription by RNA polymerase II; negative regulation of transcription by RNA polymerase II. Bases 1 to 1605 code for a protein of 534 amino acids. Lineage: Eukaryota; Metazoa; Mollusca; Bivalvia; Pectinida; Pectinidae. The transcript has 5 exons. Gene Ontology annotation, molecular function: nuclear receptor activity; zinc ion binding; RNA polymerase II cis-regulatory region sequence-specific DNA binding.
AUGGUAUAUUGUCUUUCUGGUGUUUUGGGUGACAACUUCCGUAGUGUAAAAAUAGUACCAGAACACGCUGGAGAUAACUUGUGUAAACAUGAACAGAUUCAUAAGAUCUUGGAUAAGUCCAAAAACAAGGUCUCUCAACUUGAGGUGAGUUCCUCAAGUAAUGUGAAGGAGGAAGUACUGGGUGACCCGCCCAAAGAUUGUCUAAACCUUGAUGAUUUCAAGAUUGACCCCACACAGGUGCCAGUAGCCACAACAGCCAGACCAGACAUGGACAGCUCUGUUCCUUCUAGCAGUUCUGGCAUCAGUGAAGCAUUCCCAUGUUCCCAGGACAGUUUCCAUAGUGACAAGGAGGGGUGUACCAUUAGCUCUCCUGUCAAAAAGUACAAAAAAUUAAAACAUGAAAAGUACUGUCUGGUUUGUGGAGACAAAGCCCUAGGAUACAAUUUUAAUGCAGUUACUUGCGAGUCCUGCAAGGCGUUUUUUCGGCGAAAUGCAUUGAAAGAUCAGUCACUCAAGUGCUUAUUCCAAGGGAAUUGCAGCAUCGAUAUAAGGACAAGGCGAUUUUGUCCAUUUUGUCGUUUGAAUAAAUGCUACCAAAUCGGUAUGAAGAGAGAAAUGAUUCUUGAUGACAGCGAGAAGAAAGCCCGAAUGCAGAAAGUUUCCAUGAAUCGUGCCCGGAAGCAGUGUGUCCAAAAAGUCAUACAAAUGGACAAUGUAGUGAUAAAAGACGAACCCCUUUCAGACAAUGAGCCUGAGGCUCCAAACAACGAAGUCAACGUAAAUCUUGUGGAGGAAGAAAGUAACAUGUUGCCAGGAGGUGCAGAACCCCAUCCUCUUCAGCAUCCCAAUGAAACUCUUGAAGUUGUGAUAAAGCGUGACAUGUUGCCGAGUGAUCCUCGUCUUUAUCGUACACUUACUCCAAUCGAGAAAAAAUUGAUUAGUGAUGUAACAAUGGCAUAUAAAGAAACUCUAGCAAGCUAUGCUGUAGAGCAACAUGUCAACCAGGAGGAAUAUUAUUCCAACUUGAAUGAUAUUGUCAACAAUUCAGAAGUCGCUGUGCGCCGUUUAAUCAAGUUUGUGAAAUUAUUAACAGAUUUCAAAACACUCAGUCAGGAAAACCAAAUUGCAGCUCUGAAAGCAUGUGUGCUGAAUACUUUGUUGUUGCGAUCUGUCAACUUCUACGAUGUUGAAAAUGAUGCGUGGCGUACUCCCACUGGUAGCAUUCCAACCAAUGUGCUGAAGCAGGCCACAGGCCAUCAUCAGCUUCAUGAGGCCCACACUUCAUAUUGCCGUAGCCUCAAGGCUAUCACUCAGGACGACGAAUAUAUCAUGGCCAUUUUACAAGUGAUCAUCAUCUUCAAACCAGACGGAGUGAAUCUUGAACACCGUCACGAAGUUUCCGAUUUACAGGACAAAUACAUUCUAUUGCUCAAACAUUAUCUAGAAUCCAGUUUUAGUUACAUGCAUGCACACGUAGUGUUUUCCAGUUUGCUACGUAAAUUUAACGAGCUGCAAAAGAUCGGCGAUGACCAUGCUAAAGUUGUACUUCAAGUGAAUGCCAGUCAGAUUGAACCUCUCAUGCUAGAAGUUCUGAAUCUUCAUUAGCAUCUGAAAUCAUGUGACCAUUCUUAUCCAUUAUUUUGUAUAAUUGUUCUUGUUCCAUUGUUACAUUAUUCCUUCUUAUGUGUUUGUGCAUUGGUGUGCA